UGAAGUUGGGUUGCAAAAGGCUUUUAGCCCUAAAGAAGUUAUCGAGCAUUUUCGCCUUCCAAUUAGGCAUCAUCUCAACUUCAUAACGACUCCCAGAGAGGGAAACACGACAACGCCCCUCGACCCUCCCAUCUCUCCCCCUCCUUCUCCAAAGUCCCCCUUCCCCCUCCCCUCCCCGCACCAAAGCAAAACAAAAAAUUGAGUGGAGGAGCCCGAGCGGGGCCCGGGGGAAAGUAGGGAGGGCAGCAAAGUUUCUCUAGUUGGACCAUUUGAGGGACUGUAAUUAAAGAGUCGCUCCUCACCCUCUGCACGCUGCUGGGACCGAAGGGUUUCAUCUGGCCGUGCGCCGGCUGGGACAGACUGCUGAUCUCCUCGAAUGCCGUCUCCCUCCCGGUGAAGGACGUAGUUUUAGCAGCCGGGCCUCCUUUCUGAAGGGGCCGCCUUUGGAGGCCGCGGUAUUGGCGGCCGAAAAUAAAAGGACGAGGAUUAUUAUGUCUGAGCUCCGAGGACCAGCGUUUGCUGUUUGGAACAGAAGAGACGCCUGGAUCUUCGGGGGUCCAGCUGGCGUAUAGUUUAGUUCUCAGCAGCCUCUCUCGGAUUCUCCAAGCCGCUUUGGAUAAGGCUCCUUCCUUGCCCUUUCUCGUUCUGAUUUUUUUUCCCCAGUAAAUCGUUUUCGUUUUCAAUCCCGUCUUUUUUUCCCCCUCUCUCCCCGACUUCCCCAGCCAGUCCCCAACUAAAAGACUUAAAAGCCUUCAUUCGAAAUCAUGCUUAGCUUUUUGCACAGUACGAGCUGUAGUUGAAAGUUUCUUUUUUGUUUGUUGGUUUGUUUUGGAUGAAUCUGCGGCGCUUAAGUUGGCAGAAGAAAGGGGGAAAAAGACACAAUGAAAGAGAAGUCCAAAAAUGCAGCCCGGACUAGGCGGGAGAAAGAAAACAGUGAAUUUUAUGAACUGGCCAAAUUGCUGCCUUUGCCCUCAGCCAUCACCUCUCAGCUGGACAAAGCAUCCAUAAUCAGACUCACAACCAGCUAUCUUAAAAUGAGAGUGGUGUUUCCCGAAGGGCUCGGAGAAGCGUGGGGACACUCGAGUCGCACCAGCCCCCUGGACAAUGUCGGUCGGGAACUGGGCUCGCACCUCCUUCAGACCUUAGACGGCUUCAUUUUCGUCGUGGCCCCCGAUGGGAAGAUCAUGUACAUCUCGGAGACGGCCUCUGUUCACCUGGGCCUGUCUCAGGUAGAGCUGACCGGAAACAGCAUUUACGAGUACAUCCAUCCCGCUGACCACGACGAGAUGACCGCCGUGCUCACAGCCCACCAGCCCUACCACUCCCAUUUCGUGCAUGAGUAUGAGAUCGAACGGUCCUUUUUCCUGAGGAUGAAGUGCGUCCUGGCCAAAAGGAAUGCGGGGCUCACCUGCGGGGGCUACAAGGUAAUCCAUUGCAGUGGGUACCUGAAGAUCCGCCAGUACAGCCUGGACAUGUCGCCCUUCGACGGCUGCUACCAGAAUGUGGGGUUGGUGGCCGUGGGCCACUCGCUGCCCCCCAGCGCCGUGACGGAGAUCAAACUACACAGCAACAUGUUCAUGUUCCGGGCCAGCCUGGAUAUGAAGCUCAUCUUCCUCGACUCCAGGGUGGCCGAGCUGACGGGGUACGAGCCUCAGGACCUCAUCGAGAAGACCCUCUACCACCACGUCCAUGGCUGCGACACUUUCCACCUGCGCUGCGCCCACCACUUGUUGCUGGUGAAGGGGCAGGUGACCACCAAAUACUAUCGGUUUCUGGCGAAGCACGGAGGCUGGGUGUGGGUGCAGAGUUAUGCUACCAUCGUGCACAACAGCCGCUCCUCCAGACCUCAUUGCAUCGUCAGCGUCAACUACGUGCUCACAGACACAGAGUACAAAGGGCUGCAGCUUUCGCUGGAUCAAGUCACCGCUUCCAAGCCAUCAUUCUCCUACACCAGCUCAACUCCCACCAUAACUGACAGCCGGAAGGGAAGCAAAGCCCGCCUCUCCAGCACCAAGUCCAAAUCCAGGACAUCACCAUAUCCUCAGUAUUCUGGAUUUCAUACUGAAAGAUCUGAAUCGGACCAUGACAGCCAGUGGGGUGGAAGCCCCCUUACAGAUGCCGCCUCCCCACAAUUGCUUGAGUCUUCAGAGCGGCCCAACUCCCAGCAUGAGGCUUCCUGUGCCUAUAGACAGUACUCGGACCGUGGCUCUCUCUGCUACAGCUUUGCCCUGGAACACCCCCGGCUCGGGGACGACCGUCAUUUUCACACUCAGGCCUGUGAGGGGGGUCGGUGCGAGGCGGGCCGCUACUUUCUGGGGACGCCACAAGCCGGGAGAGAAGCCUGGUGGGGUGCCCGUUCUGCAUUAUCCCUGACCAAGUCCUCGCCGGAGAGCAGGGAAGCAUAUGAAAACAGCAUGCCUCACAUCACUUCAGGGCACCGGAUCCAUGGGAGAGGCCAUUGGGACGAAGAUAGUGUGGUUAGCUCCCCAGACCCAGGAUCUGCCAGUGAAUCUGGGGACCGCUACCGUGCCGAGCAAUAUCAAAGCAGCCCCCACGAACCGAGCAAAAUUGAAACUCUGAUCCGUGCCACCCAGCAAAUGAUUAAAGAGGAGGAGAACAGACUGCAUUUACGGAAAGCUCCCCCAGAUCAACUGGCUUCUCUUAACGGAGUCGGGAAGAAACACACCCUCUGCUUCACCAGUUACCAGCAGCCGCAGCUGACCACCGACAUCUGCCAUGGCCCCACGGUGGCCAGCACCUCACCCUGUGAGCAUGUUCAGCAGCGUGAUGGGAAGAUUAUGAGCCCGCAGGAAAAUGACUAUGAGAACAGCCCCACCGCCUUGUCUAGGCUAAGUAGUCCCAACUCUGACCGCAUCUCCAAAUCAAGUUUGAUACUAGCUAAAGACUAUCUCCACUCAGAUAUGUCUCCACACCAGACAGGCGACCACUCAACAGUCUCUCCCAAUUAUUACAGCUCCCACCGGCAGUAUUUUGAUAAGCACGCAUACACGUUGACUGGCUAUACCCUAGAGCACUUAUAUGACAGUGAAACCAUUAGGAACUAUUCCUUGGGCUGUAAUGGAGCCCACUUUGAUGUGACUUCCCAUUUAAGAAUGCAGCAAGACCCGGCACAAGGACACAAGGGGACAUCUGUUAUAAUAACCAAUGGAAGCUGAUGUUUUUCUAAACUAGCUUGUGCUUUCAGGAAAACUUUGAAACCUAGUUGGAAUGUUCACAUGUUUAAAUGCCCUUGUUGUUACCAGCAUUUGACGUACCACAGUAUGUUAGAGAAAUCUCCUAAGAUACUGGGUAUGUGCCAUUCGACACAUGUUACUGUAAAAAAAAAAUGCACUAGCAUUCAGGGUUAAGUGAAUGGAGCAAAACUCAAUAGAAAAGCUGUUGCUAGAUUUCAUGGGAGCCAGGAUGGAUUAAGGUUAGUUUUGAAAAUACCCAUGUAGAUCAAGUGAGUCAUGUAUGCUUAUUGUGUAGGAAGGAAUGUUUUGUGGUGGAAACGUCUCAGAGGGAUGAUCAGCCAAAUUGCAUGGACUCAAACCGCUAUUCACAAAACUGAUACACGCAAGUUACAUGCUCAAAUGUGGAAUGCAUUCCUGAAACUGCACAGCUACUCUGGGUACAUUUAUAAACCACACUAGUCCCUUACUGUGAGUUCCACUGUUUCUGUCAGAAAAGAGGGAAGAAAGGUGGAGAAUGGUCUCUUCCUUGGAGCUUCUCAAUAUCUUUCGUAUGUGUUGGGCAGGCCAAAAUUGGUCAUACAGUUCAGGAUUUUUGCUUGAUUCUGAACUGAUAUCUAUUAGCUAAAAUCAGGAAGUGGACAUUCUUCUCCAGAGGAGAGGAUUGCACUGUUAUAGAGGGAAGAAGAGGGUUAACAAACUGCAUUUAUAUGUGGAAGAAUUUGGAGAAGUCAAUGAGAAGAAAUACCUCAAAAAAGGCCCGAGAAGAUGAAAAGUGCAAGACCUGGGAGAAAACAUUACAAUAUAUUUGGACUCUAGAUAUUUAUCAGCGUGGCUAGGUGAUUGAGUAUGGGCCUGGGAAUCAGAAGGAUCUGGUUCUAAUCCCGGCUCUGCCACUUGUCUGCUGGGUGACC
Molecule: messenger RNA, 4105 nt
Organism: Ornithorhynchus anatinus (platypus)
Lineage: Eukaryota; Metazoa; Chordata; Mammalia; Monotremata; Ornithorhynchidae
Gene: SIM1
Product: SIM bHLH transcription factor 1
Exons: 12
Coding region: 882-3176 (764 amino acids)
Biological process (GO): regulation of transcription by RNA polymerase II
Molecular function (GO): DNA-binding transcription factor activity, RNA polymerase II-specific; protein dimerization activity; RNA polymerase II transcription regulatory region sequence-specific DNA binding
Source: RefSeq, a predicted model, not a curated record